Pleuronectes platessa (European plaice) is the source of this 2402-nucleotide messenger RNA. RefSeq names its product ecto-NOX disulfide-thiol exchanger 1 (gene enox1). The transcript has 13 exons. The annotation marks the transcript as partial. The record is from RefSeq and is a predicted model, not a curated record. Gene Ontology annotation, molecular function: protein-disulfide reductase activity; RNA binding. NCBI's taxonomy places the organism in Eukaryota, Metazoa, Chordata, Actinopteri, Pleuronectiformes, Pleuronectidae. Gene Ontology annotation, cellular component: external side of plasma membrane; plasma membrane. Gene Ontology annotation, biological process: ultradian rhythm.
GUAGCAGCGGACGGUGUAGGCAGUCUGGCUGCGGAGCAGAACCACCUGAGUGUCACUGAUCAUGGAGCCUGGGCCACAGCCAUGAACAACCUGGGCAUCAUGCCUGUGGGCAUCAGUGGACAAUCGCUGGUGUCAGACUCUCUGUGUCUCCAGAGGUUCGAUCCCGGCCUCGGCCUCAUCGCUCCCAUCAACCCCCUGAUGGCGGGCAUCAGCCUGGUCCCGCCCCCCCCCGUACCCCCGGACACGCCGGUUAUCAAAGAGAUUAUUCACUGCAAGAGCUGCACGCUGUUCCCUCAGAACGCCAACUUGCCCCCUCCAUCGAUGCGGGAGCGCCCCCCCGGCUGCAGGACGGUGUUUGUCGGAGGUUUGCCGGAGAACUCCUCGGAGGAGAUGAUCAGGGAGGUGUUCGAGCCGUGUGGAGAGAUCACCGCGCUCCGCAAGAGCAAGAAGAACUUCUGCCACAUCCGCUUCAACGAGGAGUUCAUGGUGGACAAGGCUAUUUACCUUUCAGGGUAUCGGAUGCGUAUCGGAUCCAGCACCGACAAAAAGGACUCCGGGAGGAUCCAUGUGGACUUCGCUCAGGCCAGAGACGAUCUGUAUGAAUGGGAGUGUAACCAGCGGCUGCUGGCCCGAGAGGACAGACACCGCUGGCAGGUCCACGAGGACCGCCUGCGCCCGCCGUCCCCUCCCCCCGUCGUGCACUACUCUGAGCACGAGGCGGCCAUGUUGGCAGAGAGACUGAAAGACGACCAUAACUUCGGCGAGGCCACGACGGUGCUGUUCACGUGGAUCGACCGCGGCGAGGUCAACCGCCGAACGUCCAAUCACUUCUACUCCAUGGUCCAGUCGGCCAACGGCCACGUGCGGCGGCUGAUGAGCGAGAAGGCUCAGCACGAGGAGGAGAUGGAAGUCGCCAAAGAGGUCUUCAAGAAGGCGCUGCUCUCCAUCCUGACUCAGUUCGAGAAGAUCUCAGCUGUUUUCACCGCCACCACGAGGCAAAAGGCGUGGGACCAUUUCUCUAAAGCUCAGCGCAGGAACAUGGACAUUUGGAGAAAGCAGUGUGAGGAGCUGAGAAACGCUCACAGUGAAGAGAUCAUGGGAAUUAGACGAGAGGAGGAGAUGGAGAUGUCCGACGACGAGCUGGACGAGAAUCCCUGUAAGAGGCUCCGCACUCAGGAGAACGGAGUGUGGGAUCAGGCUUCUCUGCGGGAGGAGAACGACUCCCUGCGCUGGCAGCUCGACUCCUACAGGAACGAGGUGGAUCUCCUGAGGAAGGAGCAGACACACAGUCCAGAUGCUCAGAUCCAGCAGCUGCAGCAGAAGAUGCUCAACAUGCAGCAGCAACUCCUCAGCCUGCAGGAGAAGCUGACGAGUAAAGAAGCCGAACUGGAGCAGGCGAGAGACGAGCAUCGUUACCUGGAGGGGGAGGUGCUCCUGCUCCGAGACAAGUUACUGAACAGUCCUGUGGAGGCGCUGGAGGGAGCCAAUCGGGAGCCUCAUGAGAAGGGGAUGAACGGUUGUGUACCAUCACUGUUCCACAGCAGAGACAGGAGGAGUGAUGUCAUCAUGAGGGGAGGAGUCACUUCAGAGAAAGAGGCUCUGCUUCUGGGCAUCAUCUCCACGUUCCUCCACGUUCACCCGUUUGGGGCGAACCUGGAGUAUCUGGUGUCGUACGUCCAGAGACUCGACUCCAAAGUGUCGGCCGGCGAGCUGGAGCGCCUCAUGGUCCGACUGCCCGCCGUGUUCCGUCAGGAGCUGAGCGGAGUCGGAGCCACGCUUGAGAAACGAUGGAAGUUCUGCGGCUUCGACAGCCUCGGUUCAGUGUGACGCAGGCGCAACGUGCACACGCCAGGACAACACGUUAAGAGACACGCGUGACGCCGCGACCCUUUAGUCCGUGUGCGUGUCACACACACAGCGUCGUCAUGGGAAUCAGGAGAAACUUUGAAACUUUAUCAGACUGAACUCAUCAUGUGACCUGCGAACUUCUCUAACCUGAAUCAGGCUCCGCCUUUUCUCUUCUUCAUGUUGAAUCAACACAAACAGAGAAAAGAAGAAACUUAAACCAAAGCUAAUCCUCGUGUGUUUACACCAUGAAACCAGUUUCAAACCAGUUUCAUUCAUCCACACAACAGGAGCUUGUAUUUCUGGGGCUCCGCCCACAAGGACACGCUUUCAUUUUUAAACUGUCGUUAGGGAAAUCGCUCCAGCCUGUGAUCAUGUCCUUGGGUCAUGAAAAUGUAUUUAUAUCAUGAAACUGUGCGAAGACUCACUUUGUCUAAAGUGAGAUCAUUUAAAGACUUUACUCUGGAUAGAAAAAACUUUAGAGUUAAAAGAUGAGCAAACGGUCUGAAGUGUCCGAUCAGGACGAGAGAAGAAGAAGAGAUGAAGCUGAGGAGGAG